AAAAAGCCAACGAAUACAUUUUUAAUUGGUGUGGUGUCGUGUGUGCCUUGUAAUAUUGUAAAAAUGGUUUUAUUCAAAAUUCUUAUGUCUUUAAUUGUCUUUAAACACGCAAUGUGUUUAAAUAACUUAAUAUUAACCAAACAACAAAGCUUAGAGCUGACAUUAAUCCCAUGCAAAAACAAUGAAGACUGCAGAGACGUUGGAGGAGUGUGUGUGAAUGAAUUUUGCAAGUGCGGCGACCAACCCUUCUGUUCGGAGCAGACAACCAUCUUGGUGAACAAAAUUGGAGAGUCAUGUACAGACAAUCGUGAGUGCAAUGUGGAACAUUCCCAGUGCACAGAAGGAAAGUGUGAAUGUAUGAAGGACAUGGUGCCGACACCCAAUCAAAAGACCUGCCUAAAAAUGUCUACGGGUCUGGGCGGCGAAUGCGAAGACAGCGUUCAGUGCAGUGCCAAAACACCCUCGAGUCACUGUCAGGAAAACAAAUGCGUGUGUCAACAACACAUGCACGGCCAUAAUGGAUCUUGCUACAAAACAGUCGACCUGGGCCAACGUUGUGCCGAAACCAACGAGUGCAUCAAAACGGAACACUCGCGAUGUGUCGAAGCGAAAUGCACUUGCGAAGAGGAAUACGUAGCCGGCGCCGCUAAAUGUUUAAUAAAAGCUAAGGGCAUAGAUUCCCCGUGUUCGGAGGAUGUUCAAUGCGUUAUUACACUCGGCAGCGGUUCCCAAUGUUUCAAUGGAUAUUGCCGGUGUAAGGAACUGUUCCAGGUCAAGAAUUCUACUGGAAAAUGCGUCCAGGAUAUGUUACUAGGUGAUAAGUGCGAGACCAAUGCUGAUUGUCACCAACCUGGAAGCGGGGAGAGUCGACUUGAAUGCAUUUUGGGGGACUGCAAGUGUAAAUCAGAUUAUCAACAGUUUGAUGGUUAUUGUUUAAGUUCUUCCGUCGCAUUGAAACCUACAUCGGUUCUGUUGGGACUGUUUAUGUUGUUUUUGUUUUUUUAAUAUUUAUUUUAGUUAUAAUUUGUUACUUGAAAUGUGUGUAUAUAUUUAUUAAAUUCUAAUAAUAAAUAGUUAAUUAUUUAAGAAAUA
Aethina tumida (small hive beetle) is the source of this 1092-nucleotide messenger RNA. RefSeq names its product prion-like-(Q/N-rich) domain-bearing protein 25. The transcript has 6 exons. The coding region runs from base 64 to 1005 and encodes 313 amino acids. The record is from RefSeq and is a predicted model, not a curated record. Lineage: Eukaryota; Metazoa; Arthropoda; Insecta; Coleoptera; Nitidulidae.